This is a messenger RNA of Humulus lupulus (European hop), 2200 nucleotides long. RefSeq names its product dihydrolipoyllysine-residue acetyltransferase component 2 of pyruvate dehydrogenase complex, mitochondrial. Gene Ontology annotation, biological process: pyruvate decarboxylation to acetyl-CoA. Gene Ontology annotation, molecular function: dihydrolipoyllysine-residue acetyltransferase activity. Bases 226 to 1869 code for a protein of 547 amino acids. Gene Ontology annotation, cellular component: pyruvate dehydrogenase complex. The transcript has 19 exons. NCBI's taxonomy places the organism in Eukaryota, Viridiplantae, Streptophyta, Magnoliopsida, Rosales, Cannabaceae. The record is from RefSeq and is a predicted model, not a curated record.
CUUUCUCCUUCAUUCAAUAUCAUAAUAUUUUUUUCUUCUUCUUAUUUUAAAUAGAAAGGAAGAACAAUCAAUUCAGUGCGCGAUCUGUGAUUCUGUAUGGAUCAGUGAACCCUAAAAAAAAGGUCUAAACCUUCCCCUGUCAAACCAGACAAUUCUUACUAAUCUUAUCUCCGAAUCCAUUUUUGAGCUUCAAUUGAGUUUAUUUUGAUCUCUACUAUACGAAAUAUGGCUUCCCGUAUUAUCAGUCACUCUAAAAAGCAGUUAAGAAAUGCCCCAAACUUGCUGCGGCAUGAGCAAGCUCUCCUGGUUCGUUGCUUUUCGCUCAGUGGUCAACCUUCUGUCGGUAAAAGAAAUGAGAUACGGAGGUUUCAUUGCCUUGGUUAUGUGGUUUCAGAAGGAGAUGGAGUUACUAAAUCUUUCAUUAGUAACACUAAGUCAUUGUUUGGUACCUCUAAGGGUAGGGAUUUCUCUACAACCACAGUGAAAGGUGGAAGUUCAAUUGCUGGAUUGGGAUUAAACAAACCACUUUCAGUCAGUUCACAGGUGCCAUUGAGGAGAGGCUUUUCAUCAUCUGGCCUUCCUCCUCACCUAGAGAUAGGAAUGCCUUCUCUUUCACCUACAAUGACAGAGGGUAAUAUAGCAAGGUGGUUAAAGAAGGAGGGUGAGAAAGUUUCUCCAGGUGAAGUACUUUGUGAAGUUGAAACUGAUAAAGCCACAGUUGAGCUGGAAUGCAUGGAAGAAGGUUAUCUUGCCAAGAUAGUACGCGGUGAUGGGGCCAAAGAAAUUCAAGUUGGAGAGGUGAUUGCUAUAACUGUGGAAGAUGAGGAGGACAUUUCUAAGUUUAAAGAUUAUACCCCUUCAGCACCAGAUGCCAGUUCUGCUGCAGAUAGUGAACCAUCUGUCUCCACUCCACCCCAGAAAGAGGUGGCUAAAGAACCAGUUACUUCUCCUGAGCCUAAAGUUUCAAAGCCUAGUGAAUCUUCUGCCGAAGAUCGUGUUUUUGCCAGUCCUCUUGCAAGAAAUUUGGCUGAAGAAAAUAAAGUGCCACUUUCAAGUAUCAAAGGAACAGGUCCUGAUGGACGCAUUGUCAAAGCUGAUAUUGAGGAUUACUUAGCUUCUCACAGCAAAGAGGCGCCUGCCAAGGCUAAACAUGCAGCACCUGCAGAAUUAGAUUACACUGACAUUCCUCAUUCCCAAAUAAGAAAGGUCACAGCUUCACGGUUAUUAUUUGCAAAGCAAACUAUUCCUCAUUAUUAUUUGACAGUAGAUUCAUGUGUUGAUAAACUUAUGGAGUUACGUGGGCAUCUCAAUGCAUUACAAGAAGCAUCAGGUGGGAAGCGGAUAUCUGUUAAUGACCUUGUACUAAAGGCUGCUGCUUUGGCCCUUCGUAAAGUUCCUCAAUGCAAUAGUUCAUGGACAGACGAAUACAUCCGCCAGUUUCAUAAUGUGAAUAUCAAUGUUGCAGUGCAGACAGAAAAAGGUCUUUUUACCCCUGUUAUCCGGGAUGCGGACAAGAAAGGUUUGUCCACGAUAGCUGAUGAGGUCAAGCAGUUGGCUCAAAAAGCAAAAGAAGGCGGUCUAAAACCUGCAGACUACGAGGGAGGUACAUUUACAGUCUCAAAUUUGGGAGGCCCCUUCGGCAUCAAGCAAUUCUGUGCCAUCAUCAACCCUCCUCAAUCAGGCAUUCUUGCAAUUGGAUCUGCUGAGAAGAGAGUUGUGCCUAGUUCCGGGCCCGAGCAAUACAAGUUUGCUUCCUUCAUGUCUUCAACGUUAAGUUGCGAUCAUCGCGUUAUUGAUGGUGCGGUUGGUGCAGAGUGGCUGAAAGCAUUCAAAGGCUACAUUGAGAACCCCGAGUCAAUGUUGCUCUAAAGACGAGGGCUGAUCUUCUCUACCAAUUUUUUUUCUUUCCAAUUUCCUGCAUAAAUUAACGAGGGAUUUAAAUGGAGUCCCAUAUGUUCAUCUCCGAGUUCCAAAUGAGAUUUGACUAAUUUUGCAUUGGCGAUAAAAUUUCUUCCUUGGGUAGUAUCUGUUUAAGCUUCGCUUUUUUUUUUUUUGCAAUAAUUGGGGUUGAUCGAGGCUUUGAAUUUUGCUCAUUUAGAGUGCUGAACCCCCUUGUAUAUGAGCAGACACUUGAUUUUGUCCCGCAUUCAUUCUCUGGGAUCAAUGUGAAUAUUUGGAAAAUUUUGUUUUUCUGUUACAA